AUGGCGGCACCCAAUUCAUUCGCCGCAUACAAGACCAAUGUUGGCAGGUCGGUAACAAAGAAAUGGAGGGAAGCGAACCAGAUCAGUUAUGAUGGUGACGACUGGGGAGACGAUGAUGAGUAUGACGAGCCCGCUGCUGUAUCUCCAGACAACGGCGUCCAUCAACAUUGGGGUCCUCAACCCAAUGUCUCUUCGAACCGAAGCGUGACCAAUCCUUCCCCUUCUCGCCUGCGUGGAAGGACUUCCUUCGAUCGCGGCGACGAUAGGCGAGCCUUCUCCUCUUCCACCGGAGGCUUCAAUUCGCCCUAUCCUACCACUCAGCGAGCACCUUUCCCUGAACUCGAGCAUGACUUCGAGCCCUCUUCCCCCAACUUUCGAGACCAACCACCUCUGCGCGUGAACACGCAACCACAAGGGCCAAUGCCUCCAGGAAUGUUCCGACCAGGCUCAAGAGGUAGACAAUAUGGGCCGUCCUUUGAUGCACCGUUCUCUGUGCCCGGUGCAUUCCCUCAGCAAAGACGAUCUGGUUCAAGCAAUCGCCCACCUCCCGGGGACAUAUUUCAGCGGCACGAAAGCCCCAUGCGACCUGACAGCCGUGGAUCAGGCGCGUCGGUCAGACAGUUUCCUCCUCGUAAGGCAAGUCUAAGUCAGCAGCUACCACCACAAACCGACUUCACGCAAGGGAGCCCUCCAGUUGCUUCUUCUCAGGAUGUGGACUCGCUCAACAUCAGCGAAGACAAACCAAUACCGGUGUUUGUCCGGCCCUCUGAUAUCUACAAACGUAUGCCACAAGAGAUGGAGAAAGUACGCAAGUCGCAAGAAUCGUCUCGGCCUAGCAUCGAAUCUAUUACGGGUCAUGCGAGAGAAGGCUCAGUCGGUGCUCGCUCCACGUCUUCCGAUCCUAGAGAUGUCACCAACACUAUAUCACAGUACAUCGACGAUCCUGACUUUACGCGGAGACUCAAACCAACUCUGGACCCUGUUCCAGAGCGUAAAAGUGAGUACGGAUUCGACAAUAUUCUCAUUGCUUCUGAUGCUCCUAUUCAAUCGUCGGAGACAGCGGCCGACGGAGGAAGUGCGACAACGACGGGUUCUUCGAUCUACACUGACCGUCCUGAUCCUGUUUCAGCCGCUUCUGUUUCUCGCAACGUUUCACUCAGCGAGACUAUCCCAGAAGCCGAACCUCAGCGAUCGUCGCCCGUCCGCCCAACCUUUGCAUUGCCAGCAAUUGGUAGAUUGUCGGCUUUUGGCAUGGAUUUUGGCGCUUCUACCCCAACGACACAGACCGAGACGGACCAGACGUCUGACCAGCUGGCAUCGCGUGCAGCUGCAGACGCAGAAUCCGCCAAGCCGGAGCCGAAUAUUGGGUCAGACGUACGAGGCUUGCAGCACCAGCCUUCUUUCGGUUACAAAUCAAUUGUCCAGCAGGCUUUUGAUGAGAGUGAAAACCCAACAAUACUUUCCCCAGUCUCCAACUCUAGCAGCAUCGACAGGUCGAACAGCGCUUCGACGACAGACAUCAGUCCCAUCAUUCCUCGUCGUCAGGAACCAGGGUCGACAGUCUCUGAUUUCCAGUCUGCACAUCCGACAAUUCCUGAAGAGCCUUCGCAAUCCGAUUCCCGUCCAACGUCAACUGCCACGGUGAGGCCGGGAGAGGCGCAGGAGCUCGAAGAUGACGACUUCGCUCCUUCUGGUCCACUUCGGACGGGAUAUCGAAGAGACGUGACUCCCCCAAGCGUGGACAACAGCCCCGCAAAGCGACCUCUCAGUGUUGAAGUAGCGGCCAGUCCGCAGCCUCAACACGGCGCCAUGGUGGUAGAACAGGAGCAUGAGACCAAACAUGAGGGCUCAACGUAUGGGAGAACGCUUGAUGACAAGCCUCUACCUGCGGAGCCAACGGAACGCGUUGAUGAUCAUGACCAAACAUCGGACCAUGAUGUGCCUUCUGAAGAAAGCUUGAAAGCAGAAGUAGAACAUGAAUGGGAGGCGCAAAAGGAACAGUUUAAUGCUCAGAAAGAUCUCCCGGACAGUGGUCCGGCCACAUCGGAUAUGCCUGCCCCUAUGCAACGCUCCGAAACUCCUGCGAAGGGGUCGGUUCGGGACUUGGCUGGCAAACUCGAAACUUUGUCAGGCAGAUCUACUCCUAACAAUAUUACAACCAACCAACCUCCGGUAGAGGAUCGACCACAACCACAGUCGCGAUUAGAGAGUUUCCGUCCAUCACUUCCUGGAGGCUGGCAAUCAUAUACUUCAACUGCAGCCUCAGUGACUCCGGCGUCUACAAACACACCUGUUCAGCAAUCGUCCGAAUCUCCUCUAGUACAGCCUCGUCCUCCGUUUGCACCAACACAUGGGGACAGUACCGAGAGCAUCCCCGUUGCAAGAGCACCUGUCAAUCCUGCAAUGGAGAAAGACAGCAUUACACACAGAGCCUUUGCUGCUGCUGCCUCCGCAGGCAAUGCUCUUGCUGAUUCACUUAGUGGGCGACAUACUGUGGAGGACGUGCACACUCCUCGGGAAGCAUCAGAAGGUUCGAGUGAGAACGAGUGGGAUGCCUCGAGCACGUCGAGCAACGAGAAGCCUGAAGCAGGGUCCCUGAACAAUCGAGAAACAGUGCAAGAUCAACAGGAGGAGUAUGGAACGGUUGCUGAGACCCCUGUUGUCGCUGUGCCUGGCGAGCUGGCGUCAAGUCUUCCGUCUUCCGAUGUGUCGGCAGCUGAGACACCCUCUAACGCAGAUCAGCAGGAAGCGGAUGAGACUUAUUCAAACGUUGAUUCCUACUUUCCUGCGCCUCUGCGGAUGACGAGAGGGGAUGCUCCAGUAACUCGACCACAAAUUCCCGAGGUUACGGUGCCAGAGCAAUCACCAUCGGAGAGUGACAAUGAGCGAUUACAGCUGGAGAUUGAGAGGAGCUUGACACCCAAAUCGUCAAACCUGGCGGAGGCAAACGAACAUCGGGUCCUCCAGACCGAGGGAAGCGUUGUAGCUACAGAACCUCCAGGCUUUCAAGGCACAAGCAUUGAUCUCGGGAAAAUGCAGUCUGAACAUGGUGAUCAGGUUCAAAAAGAAGCCGUCCACAUGCCGGACAGAAGCACACCUAAUGCUGCCAUCAAUCCGGCACCCCAGCUGGACGGAGAGCAAGGGCCGUCAACAGCCGGCAGGCCAUUCCUGCAACAGAGGUUUUCCUGGGAGACUCAGACCGAUCAAACUCCUCCCCCUGUCACGCCAAAACAGAUGAGCCCCCAGUCCACGAAUUCGCCCGACACCCUCAGAAUCGCCAGUCAAACGGGCUCCCCGCCAGUCAAUACCUACCGCCCAGAUGAGGACUUGGGUAGGAGUAUCGAGCCUGAGAGCAUUAGUCAGGCACGGACACCACUAUCACCGGAGCCGUCUACACUGACGGAGACUGAUGGACCGGCGUUCCAGGCCUCGCGACAGUCGCAACCUGAGCCGGCAUCUCUUCGCGCCAUCAUGAGUCUUCAGACGCCCCAAGAAAGGAUUCGCGCCUAUAAUGAGACCAGACAUUUUCUUGCCGUACCCGAUGGACAGUUGCAAGAAUGGUUGCUCUCCCUGAAGACAGCCGAACAUGCGGAGCUGUUCGCCUUGAAUGGGCGCAUCUCUCAAGACAAUGCAGACCCGGCAUUGUCCCACAAACCGUCUCCCCGACGCAUAUUCACCGAAUCAGCCCCAGCUAGACAUGUGCAAGAGGAUGGAAAGAAGCUGAUGGCAGCGGCCGGAAGAUUUGGUGGGAAAGCAGGAGUUGCAGCCAAGGGCCUUUUUGCGAAGGGAAAGGAGAAGAUGCGUCACGCAAGCUCUGGUGAAAAGGUAGCUCAUUGA
Molecule: messenger RNA, 3837 nt
Organism: Capronia coronata CBS 617.96
Lineage: Eukaryota; Fungi; Ascomycota; Eurotiomycetes; Chaetothyriales; Herpotrichiellaceae
Exons: 1
Coding region: 1-3837 (1278 amino acids)
Source: RefSeq, a predicted model, not a curated record